This is a messenger RNA of Bombina bombina (fire-bellied toad), 3254 nucleotides long. RefSeq names its product megakaryocyte-associated tyrosine kinase (gene MATK). Lineage: Eukaryota; Metazoa; Chordata; Amphibia; Anura; Bombinatoridae. Gene Ontology annotation, biological process: protein phosphorylation. The coding region runs from base 73 to 1437 and encodes 454 amino acids. The transcript has 12 exons. The record is from RefSeq and is a predicted model, not a curated record. Gene Ontology annotation, molecular function: protein tyrosine kinase activity; ATP binding; protein binding.
CGCUUUCUCCCCAUGUCAAGUGAAGUCUCCCUAAUUAUCUAGGGAUUGUCAAAGAUACCAGGACUUGCCACAAUGUCUGACAAGGUUUUGCUCCCUGGAACCCAAUGCAUUGCAAAAGUGGACCAUACCAAACUCAAACCCCAGGAGCUGAAACUGCAAAAGGGCGACUUAGUUACGAUAGUCAGUGCUUGCCAGGAAAAAGGUUUGUACCGAGCCUAUCACAAUGCCAGUGGGAUGGAAGGUCUGUUGUCCGCCAGCUCUGUCCGCAUUCGUCCUCCUAUCAAGGUUGAUUCUCAACUCAGCCUCAUGCCGUGGUUCCAUGGGGCACUUUCAGGGACUCAGGCAGUUGAACUACUAAAUGCGAAAGAGGAUGGACUCUUUUUGGUGAGAGAAUCAGCCAGACACCCUGGAGAUUAUGUGCUGUGUGUUUGUCACAAUGGGGAAAUUAUUCACUACCGGAUAUGUUACCAGGGUGGAAAACUCUCCAUUGACAUGUCACAGACGUUUGGCAACCUCAUAGACUUGAUUGAGUAUUACACCACUCAGCAGGGUGUUCUAUCAACAAAACUCAUAAAACCAAAAACCAAACAAGGAGCAAAAUCAGCAGAACAGGAGCUGGCAAAGGUGAGUGGAUGGCUUCUCAAUUUUCAGCACUUGACUCUUGGAAACAAAAUUGGAGAGGGCGAGUUUGGAGGUGGACGUACCUUAUACUGUUUUUCAGAUGUUCUACAGGGAGAGUACAUGGGUUGUCCGGUGGCUAUCAAGAUUAUAAAGUGUGAUGUCACUGCACAGAAUUUCUUGGCAGAGACCGCCACAAUGACGAAACUCCAGCACAAAAACUUGGUGAAUUUGAUGGGAGUCAUCCUUAACAAUGGUCUGUAUUUGGUGAUGGAGAUAAUGAGUAAGGGAAACUUGGUAAAUUAUUUGAGGUCUAGAGGGCGAAAUAAGAUUCCUCCAAUGCAACUGCUGCAGUUUUCACUGGAUAUAGCUCAUGGGAUGGAAUAUCUAGAGGGGAAGCGACUUGUGCACCGGGAUUUGGCAGCCAGGAACAUCUUGAUUUCUGGAAAAGAAGAGGCCAAAAUCAGUGACUUUGGUCUGUCCAAGUCUAAGCUACAGCCAGAAGACCUCAGCAGGCUUCCUGUAAAAUGGACAGCUCCAGAAGCACUGCAACAUAAUAAAUUCUCUUCCCGAUCAGAUGUAUGGAGCUUUGGGGUGUUAUUGUGGGAGAUGUAUUCAUAUGGAAGGCCGCCUUAUCCAAAAAUGUCUGUCAUGGAAGUGUUGGAAGUAGUGCAAAAGGGAUACCGCAUGGAAUCCCCUGAGAAUUGUCCCCCCUUAAUAUACAACCUUAUGAGUAGCUGCUGGGAAUUAGAUCCAGGGAAACGCCCUACUUUCAAGAAGAUAAGGGAGAAGUUGGAAAAGAUCUUGACUGGACAGUAAAAAUGCAAUGACAUCAGGAAACUUGUCAAUGAUUUCAUCUAGUAUGUAAUAUAACUGGAAUCUAAGAUCACCAGAAAGCACUUAUCUUGCCAGUUAUGGGGCACUGCAGUCUGACAGUUACCUCAAGGACUAUUGCCUGUUACAAGAUGUCAUUCAAUUUAGGUUUCCAUAAGAAACUAUAUGGGAUGCCACUUUUGCACCCAUUAUUGUGAUCCUUUCACCGGGGACCUUUUGAAAUUAUGUUACACGCCACAAAUCCUUUACAUUGAGAGAAUUCAACAGAGGUAUUCCAAGUCAACAGAAAACACUGUUUAAGCAGCUUUAUUAUGGACAUGUCUUGGCUGCUAACAAGGUGUUUUGCAUAUGCCAAGCUCACAUAUAAACACAAAUGUUUCCUGGUUAUAUAAAAAAAAAUUAAACAUAUAGCUCCCUUCACAAUUUCAAGCUGACCACAAGAAGAAUAUUGUCCAGUACAAAUAUUUCCUUUUUUGCAAUGAGCGGUUUUAUAAAAGUCCUUAGGGCUGAUGAAAUUCUAAUAGGAAGAGCCACAUACUAGUGGUAUUCCCCAUGACUGCUUGCCAAUGGAAUGUAUUAGUAGCAUUCUUAACAGCUAAGGAGACCACAAGCCAUUGAGAUGAAUCUGUUUCAUAACAGAAGAGACUAGGGGGGCCGAAUUAUGCCCCUUGUUUCAGCUUGCCGGAAACAGAAGUUAUGAAGCAGCGGUCUAAAGACCGCUGCUCCAUAACUUGUCAGCCUGCUCUGAGGCAGCGGACAGAAAUUAACCCGAUCGAAUACGAUCGGGUUGAUUGACACCCCCUGCUAGUAGCCGAUUGGCUGCGAAUCUGCAGGGGCGGUAUUGCACAAGCAGUUCAUAUCAUAUCAUGUUUGCUUGCACUUUGACAAAUAUACCCCUAAAUUGUGAAUUCUUUUAUAACUGGGAAUUUUUUCUUGGAUCUGCCACUGGCCUACAAGACCCAUAUUUUUUCUUUACAAGAAAAAGACAAGAGUGAACCUUUGUCUGGCUGAGAAAUUGGAAUUAAUUGAUUUAAUUAUUGGAAAAUGAUAUCCAUUUUGUCUAAAUUUGUUAGAAGUGGUGACUGUAUACGGCAAGAUAGAUAAGGACUACUUAUGAACUCUAGUUGGUUUCCUUUUAAAAUGAAUUUCAGUGCCGAUGAUCUGAUAUUGACUCACUGUGGGAUGAUGUAGGCCAGCCACGUCCUCUGCCUUUUGUCUAUAUGCAACAUUUGUAAUCAUUUAAAAACUGAUAUGUUUUUAAAUAUUUACAUUAAUGUAUCAAUUAAUAUUCAAUUAAUAUUCAAAUAAUAUUUUAUCUAAAAUUGUAAAGUUAAUUGAAAGGUUGUGCUAAAUAUGGUCAUAUUACAAAGAGUCUCACAGACACAUACGGCAAGAUUACAAGUCGCACAGCAAAUCAAUUGCGAAAACACCCUGCGCAUUUAGGUUUUUGCGCAUUUUUGGUUGUGCAAAAUCACUUAUUUUUCGUGCGUGUUAACCCGAAUACCACACAAUAUGUAACUUGCGUAACGAUUCUCUAGAAACUAUACCACUAAGUUUUUGUUUGCUUACAAUCUUUGGACACAUAUGACUGUUGUUUUGGGAAAUAUAUAAAAACACGGACAUUAUAUGACCAUCCUGUGACUCUAGGAAGGAAGAAGGAAAAGAUACGAAGAACUACAGGAUAUCUGGUGAUAUAUGUUGGUGUUCAUUAUAUGCACUAUCUGCACAUAUAUGUUAUAUAUCUUGUGAGUUUUUAAGAUUUGUUAGGGGCUUAUUAAAGUUGUUUUUUAAUACGGCACAGA